AUGGUAUUUUCGAGAAUCCACACAGGGGAGCGGCCCUAUAAAUGCCAUGACUGUGGAAAAUGCUUCACUGUAAGAUCAGCACUUUCUGAUCAUCAGAGAAUUCACACAGGAGAGAGGCCCUAUGAAUGCAGUGAGUGUGGGAAGAACUUCACUCGCAGCUCAAACCUUAUUGCCCAUCAAAGAAUCCACACAGGGGAGCGGCCCUAUAAAUGCUGUGAGUGUGGGAAAACCUUCUAUUGCCACUCAAAGCUUAUUGCCCAUCAAAGAAUCCACACAGAGGAGUGGCCCUAUAAAUGCAGUGAGUGUGGGAAAUACUUCACUGAGAGCUCAGCCCUUUCUGCACAUCAGAGAAUCCACAUGGGGAAGACGCCCUUUGAAUGCCAUGAGUGUGGGAAAAUCUUCAGUCGCAGCUCGCACCUUAUUAGACAUCAGACAGUCCACACAGGGGAGAGGCCCUAUGAAUGCAGUGAGUGUGGGAAAACUUUCAGUUUCAGCUCACAUCUUAUUAGGCAUCAGACAGUCCACACAGCGGAGAGCCCCUAUGAAUGCAGUGAGUGUGGGAAAACCUUCAAUCGCAGCUUGCACCUUAUUAGGCAUCAGAGAUUCCACACAGGGGAGAGCCCCUUUGAAUGCAGUGAGUGUGGGAAAACCUUCAGUUGCAGCUGGAACCUUAUUAGGCAUCAGAAAAUCCACACAAGGGAGAGGCCCUAUGAAUGCAGUGAGUGUGGGAAAAGCUUCAAUAGCAGCUCAGACCUUUCUCAACAUCAGAGAAUCCACACCGGGGAGAGGCCCUAUGAAUGCUGUGAUGAGUGUGGGAAAAGCUUUAUUACCAGCUCAGACCUUUCUAAACAUCAGAGAAUCCACACAGGGAAGAGGCCCUAUGAAUGUCAUGAGUGUGGGAAAAGCUUCUCUAGCAGCUCAGCCCUUUCUCAACAUCAGAGAAUCCACACAGGGGAGAGGCCCUAUGAAUGCCGUGAGUGUGGGAAAAGCUUCAAUAGCAGCUCAGCCCUUUCUAUUCAUCAGAGAAUCCACACAGGGGAGAGGCCCUAUGAAUGCCAUGAGUGUGGGAAAAGCUUCACUAGGAGCUCAGCCCUUUGUCAGCAUCAGAGAAUCCACACAGGGGAGAGGCCCUAUGAAUGCCGUGAGUGUGGGAAAACCUUCAGUCGGAGUUCAGGCCUUUCUAAACAUCAGAGAAUCCACACAGGGGAGAGGCUCUUUGAUUGCAGUGAGUGUGGGAAAACCUUCACUUGCAGCUCAGCCAUUUCUGUUCAUCAGAGAAUCCACACAGGGGAGAGGCUCUUUGAUUGCAGUGAGUGUGGGAAAACCUUCACUUACAGAUCAGUCCUUUCUCAACAUCAGAGAAUCCACACAGGGGAGAGGCCCUAUGAAUGCCGUGAGUGUGGGAAAAGCUUCAUUAGCAGUUCAGGACUUUCUAAACAUCAGAGAAUCCACACAGGGGAGAGGCCCUUUUAUUGCAGUGAGUGUGGAAAAACCUUCACUUGCAGCUCAGCCUUUUCUGUUCAUCAGAGAAUCCACACAGGGGAGAGGCCCUAUGAAUGCCGUGAGUGUGGGAAAAGCUUCACUAGCAGCUCAGCCUUUUCUGUUCAUCAGAGAAUCCACACAGGGGAGAGGCCCUAUGAAUGUCAUGAGUGUGGGAAAAGCUUUAUUACCAGCUCAGACCUUUCUAAACAUCAGAUAAUCCACACAGGGAAGAGGCCCUAUGAAUGUCAUGAGUGUGGGAAAAGCUUCUCUAGCAGCUCAGGCCUUUCUAAACAUCACAAAAUCCACACCGGUGAGAGACCUUAU
Mauremys reevesii (Reeves's turtle) is the source of this 1806-nucleotide messenger RNA. Its product is annotated as zinc finger protein 850-like. The annotation marks the transcript as partial. Lineage: Eukaryota; Metazoa; Chordata; Testudines; Geoemydidae. The record is from RefSeq and is a predicted model, not a curated record. The transcript has 5 exons.